Penicillium robsamsonii is the source of this 252-nucleotide messenger RNA. RefSeq lists its product as uncharacterized. Bases 1 to 252 code for a protein of 83 amino acids. Lineage: Eukaryota; Fungi; Ascomycota; Eurotiomycetes; Eurotiales; Aspergillaceae. The record is from RefSeq and is a predicted model, not a curated record. The transcript has 2 exons.
AUGUCGAUCAAUGUCUGCGCAAACUGCGGAGAACUAUUUCAUGCAUGCGCUGCACUAGGCGGUGAUCCCACGCUCCCAUCCAAGUUGCUGGGAGACCUUGGCACGCCGAAGCGAUGGCUCCGACAUAUGCCAUGUGGCCUGGGGGCCUAUACCCUGCAGGGAAAACUUCUCGGGAAGCCUUUAGCGCGGGAAUUUAGUCGCCGAGCCUCCACUAUGAACAGCACAUAUGGAUCCCCGUGGAGCGAAGUUUGA